ACUAUGGAAGAAGCGCACAAAACCAGCAGUAGCAAUUCAGCAACACCCCCACAAACACCAUCUUUACAAGGUACCGCUCUACAAGCAGCUCAGCUUUCUCGUGUUUCUCAACAGAUGUCUCUUAGAGGUCCAGCUCCAGUGACGGUGGUACAGCUUCCUGGGGAUCAGGUCCAGGGAGUAAUUCAUACAGUUCAGACCUCCUCUGUAAUUCACUCACCACAAGGGCACUCAGCGCAGGUAUCUUUGUCGGAGAGUGAGGAUUCACAAGAUUCCUCAGAUAGCAUAAGCUCUUCACAGAACGCCAGAGGUAUUCUUGCACGCCGUCCGUCUUACAGAAAAAUCUUCAACGAUCUUUCUUCGGAAGACACGCGGGAUAGGAAAGGAGAUGAAGCAAAUCCUGGUGUCUCUACAAUCACAUCAAUGUCUGUUCCUACACCUGUUUACCAAACCAGCACCGGACAAUACAUUGCCAUUGCACCAAACGGACCAUUACAGCUGAGCAAUCCUGUUACUGAAAGUGUGCAAGGUUUACAGACAUUUACAAAUGUUGCUGGAACUUCACUGGUACAGUAUGUGCAGACAUCUGAUGGUCAACAGAUUCUUGUGCCCAACAACCAGGUAGUAGUGCAGACUGCUUCAGGAGAUAUGCAAACGUACCACAUACGCAGUACACCAACCACCACUUCCCUCCCACAGACUGUUGUGAUGACAACUCCUUUGACAUCUCAGUCAACCAAGACAGAUGAUCCACAGUUGAAAAGAGAAAUACGGCUAAUGAAGAACAGAGAAGCAGCCCGAGAGUGCCGCAGAAAGAAGAAAGAAUAUGUAAAAUGUCUUGAAAAUCGAGUUGCUGUCCUUGAAAACCAGAACAAAACUCUAAUUGAAGAAUUAAAAACUUUGAAAGAUCUUUACUGCCACUAAACAAGGCUUUUGUGACUAUCAGAAUUUCAGUGGGAAAGUUUUAUAUUAAUUUU
Molecule: messenger RNA, 974 nt
Organism: Euleptes europaea (tarantolino)
Lineage: Eukaryota; Metazoa; Chordata; Lepidosauria; Squamata; Sphaerodactylidae
Gene: ATF1
Product: activating transcription factor 1
Exons: 7
Coding region: 4-921 (305 amino acids)
Biological process (GO): regulation of transcription by RNA polymerase II
Cellular component (GO): nucleus; ATF4-CREB1 transcription factor complex
Molecular function (GO): RNA polymerase II cis-regulatory region sequence-specific DNA binding; protein binding; DNA-binding transcription factor activity, RNA polymerase II-specific
Source: RefSeq, a predicted model, not a curated record